Penicillium egyptiacum is the source of this 567-nucleotide messenger RNA. NCBI's taxonomy places the organism in Eukaryota, Fungi, Ascomycota, Eurotiomycetes, Eurotiales, Aspergillaceae. The record is from the annotation of a GenBank genome assembly.
AUGACAGAAAUCCCAACCUUCUACAAUCUUUCCCUCGAGAGGCAUGGGAAUGUAUUCGUUGUGACCAUGCAGAAACCCCCGGAGAACCGGUUGAACUCGUCAUAUUGUCAGGAGAUGAUCCGGGCCUAUCGCACCGUAGAAAGGAUACUGGGACCCAACUCUGAAGGGGCAGUAAUCACGCGAGGUAAUGAUGCCAAAUUCUGGUGCACUCUCAUCCACACGAUCCUCGACUUCCCGUUCCCAACUAUCGCCCUCUUAACCGGCCACACCUUCGGCGGCGCCUGCCCACUAGCCCUGGCACACGACUACCGAGUCAUGAACUCCCGCCGCGGCUUUAUCUCCAUGCCCCCGGUGAACCUAGGCCUGCACUUUGACGGGGUCGGCUCCCUCCCUCGGCUCAAGCUGCGUCCGCAGGUUGCGCGCAAGAUGUUGCUUGAGGCGCAUAAGUGGACUGGGCCUGAAGCGCUGGAGGAUGGGAUUGUGGAUGCUGUCGCGGAGCCGGAGGAGAUGCUGAAUAUUGCUUUGGAAUUGGGGGCGAAGUGGGCGCCUAAAGCGAAGAUGGGGUAA